Messenger RNA from Guillardia theta CCMP2712, 513 nucleotides. RefSeq lists its product as hypothetical. Gene Ontology annotation, molecular function: FMN binding. The annotation marks the transcript as partial. The transcript has 2 exons. The record is from RefSeq and is a predicted model, not a curated record. Lineage: Eukaryota; Cryptophyceae; Pyrenomonadales; Geminigeraceae.
CAACUUGCUACAGUCAGCAAAGAAGGGCAUGCCAAAGUUCGCACUGUCGUUUUCCGAGGAUGGAGCGAUCUGGACCUUUCGAGUUCUGAGGCCUUCAAGUUCAUCACCGAUUUGCGCUCUGAGAAGAUGUCACACGGCAAUAUCGUCGAGGUCUGCUGGUACUUGACAGAGACUCGAGAGCAGUUCAGGAUAGCAGGUAACCUUAUGUACAUCACCAAGGACGCCAAGGAGGAGAAGUUUGUGAAUGAGAGGAUUUCAACGUGGAAGACUGUCUCCGAAGCAUCUCAACGGUCCUACUUCUCGCCUGCCCCUGGACAAAUCGUCGAUCAGACACCUCUGGUGGAGCCGGCUGCUGGGGCCCUGGGUAACCAAUCUUUUCCUCCAGAUUCUUUCGUGGUCGGGCUAGUCGAUCCUUUCAAGAUAGACUACUUGCACCUCCGCAGCCCCCAGGUGAGAAAGAUUUGGACGAAGAAAGAGCAAGGAGAGUGGGAGGGGCAAAAUGUCAACCCUUAG